CAGAAAUCUACCACUAACGAUCAUUGCUACGCCCGCAUCACCACGUAUCCGCUACCACUGCCGAAUACUAUCUUGCGCUCCACUGUCUCCUCUUAACUUGAAUCAUGGCGGACGACGAUGAGAAUAUGAGCGAAGAGCUCAACAACGAAGACGCCGAGACCGAACAGAAAGUCAUCAACGAGGAAUACAAGACAUGGAAGAAGAACGCUCCGUUUCUCUACGAUAUGAUACUCAGUACGGCUCUGGAUUGGCCCACGCUGACCACACAAUGGAUGCCAGAUGUCAUCGAUAUGCCUGGUACCAAUUACUCGAAGCAUCGUCUCUUGAUCGGAACACAUACUGCUCCAGGUCAACCGAAUUACCUAGAGAUCGCACAAGUCCAACUACCGAAACCCAGAAAGCCAGAUGUCAAAGAUUACAAUGAAGAGACGGGAGAAAUUGGGGGCUAUGGCGGAGGACCUUCCGGUAAGAAUCAGAUUGAGGUCAAGUUCAACAUCGUUCAGAAAAUCGACCACCCUGGCGAAGUGAACAAAGCUCGGUACCAGCCUCAAAAUCCAAACCUCAUUGCUACGAUGUGCACGGACGGUCGGGUCAUGGUUUGGGACAAGAGCAAACUAUCAGGUCGACCAUCGGGGACACCGACGCCGACAAUCGAGCUUCAUGGCCACGAGCGGGAAGGUUAUGGAUUGAGUUGGGACCCUCGUCAGGCGGGUCAGCUUGCGACCGCCAGUGAAGACUGUACGGUCAGAUUAUGGGACAUCACGCAAGCGUCGAAAAGCAACACCGUGCUCAAAGAGUCGAGGAAAUACACCCAUCACAAUGGCAUCGUCAAUGAUGUGCAAUAUCAUCCAAUACUGGCCAACCUUUUGGGCUCCGUGUCAGACGACUUGACGAUGCAGCUCAUCGAUCUGAGAAAUUCCGAUACCACGAGAUCGGCACUGAAAGGCGAGAACCAACACCGAGACGCCAUCAACGCCAUUGCGUUCAACUUGGCCGUGGAUACCUUGGUGGCAACGGGCAGUGCCGAUAAAACAAUCGCAAUCUGGGAUCUACGGAAUCUUAAUCAUAAACUGCAUGUGCUUGAGGGUCAUAAUGACAGCGUAACGACCCUCGAGUGGCAUCCGUUCGAAGAAUCAGUCCUCGCUUCCAGCAGCUAUGACCGACGAAUUAUGUUCUGGGAUUUGGCCAGAGUGGGAGAAGAGCAGACGCCUGAAGACAGCGAAGACGGGCCGCCAGAGCUACUUUUCAUGCACGGAGGACAUACCAACCGAAUCAGUGACUUCUCGUGGAACAAGAACAAUCCUUGGGUCGUGUGCAGCGCGGCAGAUGACAAUCUUAUUCAGGUCUGGAAAGUUGCAGAGGCAAUCGUUGGACCGGAUACUGAGGACGUCCCUAUGAAUGAGCUUGAGGGUUAGAAAUCCAGAGGAAUGGUCCGAACCUUUGAUUUGGCGGCGUUUUGUUUUAAGACUCCGGGUUGUUACUGUAAUCGCUGUUGGUUGCGAAUGCAUAACCUGGAUUCCGACUUCAGCAAUGGUUAUCGAUGAAGACCUCUCGAAAGGUCGUGGCAGGGGCAUGUUCUAGUGCCACGGAUUACGGGGAGUCUCUUAAGGGCAUACAGGGUAUCUUCAGGCACUAAGGAGACUUGCUAGACUGUCUGGCAAGUACAUAUGAUGUGUAUUCUCACCUGGAAAAAGCGCUACAUACUACCCACCUCAGUACGACGCGUACUCCGUAUUCCACAAAGUUACAAAACAUAAGAGGGGGCCAUUGUGGCUAUGACUAGGCGUGCUACGCU
This is a messenger RNA of Exophiala xenobiotica, 1795 nucleotides long. RefSeq lists its product as uncharacterized. The transcript is spliced from 3 exons. Lineage: Eukaryota; Fungi; Ascomycota; Eurotiomycetes; Chaetothyriales; Herpotrichiellaceae. Gene Ontology annotation, cellular component: Rpd3L complex; cytoplasm; Rpd3L-Expanded complex. Bases 105 to 1415 code for a protein of 436 amino acids. Gene Ontology annotation, biological process: regulation of gene expression. Gene Ontology annotation, molecular function: histone binding. The record is from RefSeq and is a predicted model, not a curated record.